This is a messenger RNA of Carica papaya (papaya), 4152 nucleotides long. Its product is annotated as ABC transporter C family member 3-like. NCBI's taxonomy places the organism in Eukaryota, Viridiplantae, Streptophyta, Magnoliopsida, Brassicales, Caricaceae. The record is from RefSeq and is a predicted model, not a curated record. Gene Ontology annotation, molecular function: ABC-type transporter activity; ATP hydrolysis activity; ATP binding. Gene Ontology annotation, biological process: transmembrane transport. Gene Ontology annotation, cellular component: membrane.
GAAACUUGAGGGUGAGGAUACCCUUCUGGAGGAGCCCCUUUUGAAUGGUAGUACAUGUAGUGGAGGUACUAGUCUAGAGUCAAACAAACCUAGAGGAGAUGCUACUGUAACCCCUUACUCGAAUGCCAGCAUUUUUAGUAAUCUUUCUUUCUCUUGGAUGACUCCCUUGAUUGCCUUGGGGAAUAAGAAAACUUUAGACCUCGAGGAUGUUCCUCAACUUGAUUGCCGUAAUUGUGUGGUUGCUGCAUUUCCAGUUUUUAGGGAUAAUCUUGGAUCAGAUAGGGGUGAAGGGAGCAGAUUUACGAUAUUUAGUCUGGUCAAGGCACUAUUCUUUUCGGUUUGGAAAGAAAUUCUUUUGACAGCUUUCUUAGCGUUUGUAUAUACAGUGGCUUCAUAUGUUGGCCCCUAUCUUAUUGACACUUUUGUUCAGUACCUCAAUGGGCGUAGGCGAUACAAAAAUGAAGGGUAUGUCUUGGUCAUAACAUUCUUUGUUGCAAAGCUUGUGGAGUCUCUAUGCCAAAGACAUUGGCUCUUUAGGUUGCAGAAGGUUGGAAUUACCAUGCGUGCUGUACUUGUUGCAAUGGUCUACAACAAGGGUUUGGCCCUCUCGUGCCAGUCAAAGCAAGGUCACUCUAGUGGGGAGAUCAUUAAUUUCAUGACAGUUGAUGCAGAGAGGGUUGGUGACUUCAGUUGGUACGUGCAUGAUUCAUGGAUAGUGGUCUUGCAAGUUGCUUUGGCCUUGGCGAUCUUGUAUAAAAAUCUUGGGCUAGCAUCAAUUGCGGCUUUAAUUUCAACCAUAAUUGUUAUGUUGUUGAAUUUGCCAUUGGGAAGAUUUCAAGAGAAGUUUCAGGAUAAUUUGAUGGAAUCAAAAGAUAAAAGGAUGAAGGUGACAUCCGAAAUUUUAAGGAACAUGAGGAUUCUCAAGCUUCAGGGAUGGGAAAUGAAGUUCUUGUCUAAGAUUGUAGAGCUGAGGAAUGUUGAGACUGGAUGGCUAAAAAAAUUUCUGUACUCUUUGGCUCUUACAAAUUUUGUUUUCUGGGGUGCACCAAUUUUUGUAUCUGUAUCCACAUUUGGUGCUUGUAUCCUUUUGGGAAUCCCACUUGAGUCAGGAAAGAUUUUAUCUGCACUUGCAACAUUCAGAAUUCUUCAACAGCCUAUCUAUAAUCUUCCUGACACAAUUUCAAUGAUGGUUCAGACCAAGGUUUCUCUUGAUAGAAUUGCAUCGUUCCUUCGUCUUGAUGACUUACAGGCUGAUGUUGUAGAGAAACUUCCUAGAGGUCUUUCAGAGACAGCAGUAGAAAUGGUUGAUGGAAAAUUCUCCUGGGAUGUGUUGUCCCCUAAUCCAACUCUGGAAGAUAUAAAUUUCAAAGUGUUUCAUGGCAUGAGAGUAGCUGUUUGUGGCACUGUUGGAUCAGGUAAGUCAAGCUUGUUAUCGUCUAUCUUGGGAGAAGUACCAAAAAUUUCAGGUACUCUUAGGGUAUGCGGAACAAAAGCUUAUGUUGCUCAGUCUCCUUGGAUUCAAAGUGGCACGAUUCAAGAGAAUAUUUUGUUUGGCAAGGAGUUGGAGAGGGGACUUUAUAAUAAGGUUCUUGAUGCAUGUUCCCUAAAGAAGGACCUGGAGGUUCUCCCGUUUGGUGACCAGACAAUCAUAGGGGAAAGAGGAAUAAAUUUAAGCGGUGGUCAGAAGCAAAGAAUACAGAUUGCUCGUUCUCUCUACCAAGACGCUGAUAUCUAUCUGUUUGAUGAUCCUUUCAGUGCUGUUGAUGCACAUACUGGAUCCCAUCUAUUUAAGGAAGUUCUACUGGGUCUUUUGAGUUCAAGAACAGUGGUUUAUGUUACUCAUCAAGUUGAGUUCUUACCUGCUGCUGAUCUAAUCUUGGUUAUGAAAGAUGGAAGGAUUACCCAGGCUGGGAUGUAUCAAGAUCUUCUUGGUUCAGGAACUGAUUUUAUUGAACUAGUAUCUGCACAUAAGAAAGCAAUGUCUGCCUUUGACUCCGUCGAGGAAGGAUCCGUCUCCCAAAAUGCAAAUAGCAGUAAAGACGAUGGCGGUGUGAGUAUUGCUAAUGGAAAUAUGCAGAAUGAAGAUAAUGAAACUCAGAGUAGCCAAACAGCUGAUUCAGCUGGGCCAAAAGGACAGCUCAUUCAAGAAGAAGAGAGAGAGAAAGGUAGAGUUGGGCUUUCCGUUCAUUGGAAAUAUAUCACAACAGCAUAUGGAGGAGCUCUUGUGCCCUUUAUAUUGUUGGCACAGAUUCUCUUUUUGGCUCUUCAAAUAGGAAGCAACUAUUGGAUGGCCUGGGCAACUCCGGUUUCUGCAGAUAUGAAACCCGCAGUUAAGAACUCUACGCUUAUAAUUGUGUAUAUAGGUUUGGCAGUUGGAAGUUCUUUUUGCAGCCUUGCAAGAACCACUCUUCUUGUAACAGCUGGGUACAAAGCUGCAACUCUACUCUUUAAUAAAAUGCACUUGUGCAUCUUCCGAGCCCCCAUGUCUUUCUUUGAUGCCACCCCAAGUGGACGAAUCCUGAGCAGGGCUUCAACGGACCAAAGUGCUUUAGAUAUGACCAUUCCGUAUCAAGUUGGGGGGUUUGCCCUCGCUACAAUCCAGCUCCUAGGCAUCAUCGCAGUGAUGUCUCAGGUUGCAUGGCAGGUUUUCCUUGUUUUUAUCCCUGUCAUUGCUACUAGCAUCUGGUACCAGCAAUAUUACAUAUCUUCAGCACGAGAGCUUUCGCGAUUGGUUGGAGUAUCUAAAGCUCCUGUGAUACAGCAUUUUACUGAAACGAUUUCAGGAUCAACAACUAUCAGGAGCUUUGAUCAAGAGACAAGAUUCUGCAACACCAAUAUGAAGCUCGUUGAUGCCUAUUCUCGGCCAUUGUUCCAUAGUGCAGGUGCAAUGGAAUGGCUAUGCCUCCGCCUGAACAUGCUAUCUUCUAUCACAUUUUUGUUCUCCUUGAUUUUCUUGAUCUCUAUUCCAGAUGGAGUUAUUGAUCCAAGCUUUGCAGGCUUAGCUGUGACUUAUGGACUCAAUUUAAAUAUCUAUCAAGCAUCGCUGAUAUGGAAUCUUUGUAAUCUCGAGAAUAAAAUUAUAUCAGUUGAAAGAGUACUGCAAUACAUGAACAUUCCUAGUGAGCCACCUCUUCUGAUAGAAGAAAAUCAACCUGGCCAUUCCUGGCCUGAACAAGGAGAAGUUGGUAUCUAUAAUCUCCAGGUUCGUUAUGCCCCACAUAUGCCACUUGUGUUACGAGGUUUAACUUGCACUUUUCAAGGAGGGAUGAAAACUGGAAUUGUAGGAAGGACAGGAAGUGGUAAAUCGACUCUCAUUCAAACACUCUUCCGAAUUGUUGAACCUUCAGCUGGUUUUAUUACGAUAGAUGGCAUAAAUAUCUCAACUAUUGGAUUGCAUGAUCUACGAUCAAGGCUGAGCAUUAUUCCUCAAGAUCCAACCAUGUUUGAAGGCACUGUUCGAAGCAAUCUGGACCCUCUUGAAGAGUACACAGAUGUGCAGAUUUGGAAGGCUCUAGAUAAGUGCCAGCUUGGAGAUGAAGUUAGGAAGAAGGAAAGGAAGCUAGAUUCACUAGUAACUGAGAAUGGAGAGAAUUGGAGUAUGGGUCAGAGGCAACUGGUCUGUCUUGGAAGGGUACUACUUAAGAAAAGUAAGGUGUUGAUACUUGAUGAAGCCACUGCAUCCGUCGAUACUGCAACUGAUAAUCUAAUUCAGCAUACCCUUCAUCGAUACUUUUCUGAAUGUACCCUCAUAACCAUUGCCCACAGAAUAACUUCUGUACUUGACAGUGACAUGGUUCUGCUUCUAAGUAAUGGUCUUACUGAGGAAUAUAAUUCUCCAUCCAGAUUAUUGGAAGACAAGUCUUCAUCUUUUGCACAGCUUGUAGCUGAGUACACAAUGAGAUCUAAUUCUAGUUUUGAGAAAAAGUAAUAAUGGGUGUACUCUGCCUUGAUAAAGCACGUGUUUGAUUGCGAAAUUUUAUUGAUGAUGACGAAACUAAUAGCAUAUUUUGAUACACAUUCCAUUAUAGAUACCAUGAAACUUGAAUUUUUGUUCUCAUCAAUAAUAGUGGACUUCAUUUGAGGAUUACUAAUGUAAGAUAUUACUGAUCACAUUAUUUGUCUUUUAACUCUAGUCUGAGUUUAUACUUCUAU